GGUGGUUCGUGUCGCAGGUAAACAGGCUCCUCAAGAAACUCGUCCCCUGCUAUUAGUUCCGGCGUACAAACAUGGCGUCACCCGUCCUGAAGGUUGCAGCUGCAGGUAUUCGCAGAUGUUCUCGUCUCGCGCUCCUCCGGGCACAUUCAACAACAGCAUCCCUUCAUCAGGGCAUUCCUGCAUCAUUGUGGAAGCUGGGGCGGCUGAACCAUGUUGCCAUCGCUGUCCCUGAUAUGGAGAGGGCCACAGCUCUUUACAGGGAUGUGCUGGGGGCCACAGUAAGUGACAAGGUGCCACUGCCCGAGCACGGCGUCUAUACAGUAUUUGUGGAGCUCGGCAACACUAAACUGGAGCUGCUCCAUCCUCUGGGGGAGAAGAGUCCGAUUGCUGGAUUCUUACAGAAGAACAGAUCUGGAGGGAUGCACCACAUUUGUAUUGAGGUAGAUGACAUAAACGCUGCAGUGGCCGACCUGAAAGCCAAGAACAUCCGGACUUUGUCAGCAGAGCCCCGUAUAGGUGCUCACGGCAAACCGGUGAUGUUUCUCCAUCCAAAAGACUGUGACGGUGUGUUGGUGGAGCUCGAACAAGCAUGAACACUGAGUGUCACUGGGAGAAUACACUUGUAUAAAUCCAGGUGUAUGAUAUUUGUUAUGAUAACAGACAUAAAUUGUGGAAAUUUUGAUUUCCUCAAAAGGUGCCUAAGUUCUCUUUCAGUGUGGUCGGUUCCUGUUUAAUAGGGAAUAAGAGUUACUUUGUGUUUUGCCAGUUUCCUUACAUCAAGUUACAAGUUUCACAGAGAAACCAGUUUAUACAUUAAUAUAUUUAGUGUAUAAAAUGGAAGUAUGUUGUAAAUUGUGUUGAUACAAUUUUUAUAUGACCAGCAACUUGCUGACUUGAAAUAAACAUUUGUAGCUAGGUGAUUUAAACCUAGUGGUUUUUGCAGCUUAAUCAUAGAUCUCCAGUAGAGUGACACUAAUACCUAGUGUUUUUUCAACCCCCAACAAACCAAAUGUCUGGUUACAGAACUGGUGUGGUUAUGACACAUUGUCCAGUGAUUUCAGACAAUAGUAAUUGCUGUCCCCUCCAGUAAAAAGUCUGUGGGGCCUUUCCAUUUACACAACUGGUCUUUAGGUUGAAGGAGAUCUUGAGUGAACUAUUCCAGCACACAGGACAUCUUAAUGCUGGACAUUGAUGCCAAAAUCUUAAAUUUAAUUCAGCACAAGCUGCUAAAAUUAGCAGCUUGUGUUAUACCAAGCAUUUUAGUGAUGAGUGAGACUGGAAGAGUUCUUUUGCAGAAAAUAAGAUAUUCCACCAUUUUGAAUUGCAGUUGUCAGAGCUUCAAACAUUUUAUCUGCAAACCAACGUUCCCCUGCUGCUCUAUUCCUCUUCACGCUUCCUGUGAAAGUUGACUGCAGGUGUUUCCCUGCUACCUAGUUCUAUUUUCUGAUAACAGAAACAAAGCACAAGUAUUUCCAAUUGAGGCAAUAUACAGUUUAAAACAAGACAGAUUGAUCAGAAUCCAGAGGUUUUAUUUAUUAAGUUUGUUUAACACCUGGGAUAAAACACAGCAAAUAAAGCCAAGCACAAGAUACAAGAGUGAGCUUUGAAUACAGCUGGCAGGGGUUUACGUGUAAAGCAUAGUGUGGGUGAAAACAUCUCAGUAAAGGGCGGUUUAAAUUACUAGCCAGUACUAACAUCAUGCAAAUGGCUUAAGUCUUUGAAAUUUUUGGAAUAAAGACACAAAUAUGAAUUUAAACAA
Molecule: messenger RNA, 1759 nt
Organism: Betta splendens (Siamese fighting fish)
Lineage: Eukaryota; Metazoa; Chordata; Actinopteri; Anabantiformes; Osphronemidae
Gene: mcee
Product: methylmalonyl CoA epimerase
Exons: 3
Coding region: 72-593 (173 amino acids)
Biological process (GO): L-methylmalonyl-CoA metabolic process
Cellular component (GO): mitochondrion
Molecular function (GO): methylmalonyl-CoA epimerase activity
Source: RefSeq, a predicted model, not a curated record